CAAACCCUUCAGUGGCAGCGAUGGAAGUCAGUGGUCACUUCACUACACUGUAAACAAACACUACACCUAAGCUGUGUGAGAUGCCAUGUUUCCACGAUGUCAGGUGAAACCCAGAGAGAUUCAGAAGAGGAUGACAGUGAUGACACUGACAGCGAAUCUAACGGUGCUUCCUCUGUCACCACUUUUUUCAACAGACUCAUUUCAGGCUUUCUCGGAAACUGGAGCUGCCUGCGAAACGUUCACAACAUGUUGAACAUUCCGACCCAAUCGUUCCCUGCGCCGAGCUCCCAGCAGCGAGUCGCUCCGGCCGGCCAGUCCGGGAGGAACAAGGUGGCCUUGAAGCCCGGCCACAGUCUGAUGGACUGGAUUCGGUUUUCCAAAAGUGGAAAAGAUCUGACCGGGCUCAGAGGGCGCCUGAUUGAUGUUACCCAGGAAGAGCUGCAGAAACACAACAGAAGAGAUGACUGCUGGACCUGCAUACGAGGUAUGGUUUACAAUGUGACCCCCUACAUGGACUACCACCCUGGUGGAGAAGAGGAGCUGAUGAAGGCAGCUGGGAUAGAUGGCACUGACCUGUUUGACCAGGUCCAUCGCUGGGUGAACUAUGAGUCCAUGUUGAAAGAGUGCCUGGUGGGCAGGAUGGCUGUUAAGCCAACCACAGCUGUUAAAGCUAUCAUCCCUCCUCCACCACUGACAAGCCUCGCCCCACCUGUCUCAGUGGCUCCUCCCGCAGACAAAGACUCUCGGCCUCGGUACGACUGGUUCCAAACGGAUGUGACUGUUCACCUGGUGGUUUAUGCUAAAAGGAAGAUCCCCAGCUCCGGCUGUACCAUUGUUGACCUCGAGGCGGGUAUUUUAAGACUGGAAGUGCUGCUGGGGAAAAUGUCCUACAUGAUACAUUUACGUCUAGCUGAGGAAGUUGACGAAAGUGUUGCUGUCCACACUGCCUUCUCAGUGGGAAAGAUUCAGGUCACCAUACGCAAACAGGGUAAACGGAAAUGGACGAGUCUUGGUCAACCACUGGAAUUUCACAAUACAUUUCUACGCAAAAAAGAUAGAGCUCUCCACUAUCGGGAUUGUGUGUUAGUGUCUAAGACUGAAGUGAACCAUAACACCUACGUGUUCAGAUUACAAUUUCCACGUGGGACUGUAAGGCAUGUACCUGUUGGAAAACAUGUCUACCUCAAGGCCCUCAUUCAAGACACUGAGGUGGUGAGGCCUUAUACUCCAGUAGAUGAGAGCCUGGUAGCUGCCUCCCAACACUCCUCACAGGAAUCAGAUCUCUACCUCAUGAUCAAAGUUUACCCUGAUGGGGUGUUGACCCCACAUCUCAGCAACCUGCACAUCGGUGACCAUAUAUCUGUUAGUGGUCCAGAGGGUACCUUCAGUCUCCGCCCCCUUCGUGAGGUUGCAUACCUCUACCUUUUAGCAGCAGGCACAGGGUUCACGCCCAUGGCCCGCCUCAUCCGACUGGCUGUACAGGACAGUGACACCAUCAGAAAAACCAAGCUGCUCUUUUUUAACCGGCGAGAAGAGGACAUUCUGUGGCGCUGUCAGCUGGAUGAGCUGGCUGCUAAUAAUGAGAGGUUUCAGGUGGAGUACGUCCUCUCUGAGCCCUGUGAAAGCUGGACUGGCAGGAAAGGUCGGGUGGAUGAGUCUAUGCUCAAGGAUUUCCUCAACAGGCCAGAUGGGUCUAAAUGCUAUAUGUGUGUGUGCGGCCCCACUGCCUUUACAGAGCUAACAAUAGGGUUGUUGAAGCAGCAGGGCUUCAGUGAAGAGGAACUCCAUGCCUUCCAGGGCUGAUGAACUCUGCCUCAACCCAGCUCCAACGUUGCAAAGAUUGUGUGUGCCUGUGAGUGAGUGAGUGUGAGUGAGUGAGUGUGAGUGUGUGUAUGUGUGUGUGUGUGUGUGAGAGAGAGAGACAGUCGAUUUUUAAUUUAUGUGAUUGUGAGAAAUGAAAGGAAAAAUUGUAUUUCUAUGCACCAACGACCUGAUGAUGCUGACAGCCGACAACACACCCAAGGCUUUGAUAGGCUGUGAAGAAAAUCACAAAACCACAGUGCAGUAGGAUUCUUGUGAUUCUGGACAGUUUGGUCAAUGUCUGGAACAAAGUUUAUAGAGUUCUUGAAACCUAUUGUAAAGGUGUGUAAAAUAAAAGCAGUAAACUAUA
Messenger RNA from Dicentrarchus labrax (European seabass), 2170 nucleotides. RefSeq names its product cytochrome b5 reductase 4. Bases 97 to 1803 code for a protein of 568 amino acids. Gene Ontology annotation, cellular component: endoplasmic reticulum. The record is from RefSeq and is a predicted model, not a curated record. Gene Ontology annotation, biological process: superoxide metabolic process; generation of precursor metabolites and energy. NCBI's taxonomy places the organism in Eukaryota, Metazoa, Chordata, Actinopteri, Moronidae. The transcript has 16 exons. Gene Ontology annotation, molecular function: oxidoreductase activity; heme binding.